AUGAGGGAUGCAAUAGGAAGAGCAGCAGCAACAGCAGCAGCAACCUCGGCAGCCGCAGAAGAAGCAAACAACGGAAGCACCAACCCUACCAGCAGCAGCAGCAGCAGCUGUAGCAGCAGCACUAGCAGCAGCAGCAACAACUCCAGCGGCAGCAACAAACGCAGCGGCAGCAACAAGAGCAGCAGCAACACCGGCAGCAGCACCAACAGCAGCAACAACCGCAGCAGCAACAACAGGUGCAGCAACCGCAGCAGCAACAACAGGUGCAGCAACGCCAUAAAAGUUGCAGCAACAGCAGCGAGCGCAACAGAAGCAACAGCAACAGGAGCAGCAGCAGCAGCAACAGCAACAGGAGCAGCAGCAGCAGCAACAGCAACAGCAACAGCAACAGCAGCAGCAACAGCAACAGCAGCAGCAACAGCAACAGCAGCAGCAGCAGCAACAGCAGCAACAGCAACAGGAGCAGCAGCAGCAGCAACAGCAACAGCAACAGCAACAGCAGCAGCAACAGCAACAGCAGCAGCAGCAGAAACAGCAGCAGCAGCAGCAGCAUCACUCUCAGCAACAGCAGCAGCAGCAGCAACAGCAACAGCAGCAGCACCACCACCACCAUCACCAUCCAGCCUUCCCCCCCAACAGCAGCUGCAGCAGCACCAGCAGCAGCACCAGCAGCAGCACCAGCAGCAACACCAGCAGCAGCACCAGAAGCGCCAGCAACAGCAGCAACAGCAGCAACAGCAGCAACAGCAACAGCAUCAUCAUCAGCAGGAGGAGGAUGAAGAAGACUAA
Molecule: messenger RNA, 789 nt
Organism: Eimeria acervulina
Lineage: Eukaryota; Apicomplexa; Conoidasida; Eucoccidiorida; Eimeriidae
Exons: 2
Coding region: 1-789 (262 amino acids)
Molecular function (GO): ice binding
Source: RefSeq, a predicted model, not a curated record